UUCGGGCGUUUGUUUGUUGUCGUGUUGUAUUUUGAGUUUUUAAACUUCCCCAGGGUUCGUGGAACGAUGUCCUUUGCCUGGAAGCCUUUUGUUUAUUCUGUUUCAGGUGAAGAACAUGUCUGGUGGCUGGUGCAGCAGCGAUGUUCGUGUUCUUAUUGCCGGGGAUUCCAAUGUCCAUCGUUUGAAGUCUGCGUGUCCUCCAAAUACAAGGAUUGACUUUCUGCCCGUAUUUGUGGGGACGAUUGAACUUUACCGGUACGCAACACUUAACAUCAAACAGCUUAGUCUAACCUGGGUGCUGGAGGUUUCGGUGAAUGACAAGUUCGGGCUCGGCCGUGAGGGUGACGUGGGCGACAUCUUCGCCCGGGACAUAAUAAUGUCGCCCUUAAACUACAUGAAGGAGAAGUUGACUUCGCCUUGAAGAUAUUCAUUGUAUUAUAGAAGCAAGGAUUAAAAUAAAAAACAACAACGCCAGUAACACGUAAACUCCAGCUAUAAACUU
Dreissena polymorpha is the source of this 502-nucleotide messenger RNA. RefSeq lists its product as uncharacterized. The coding region runs from base 116 to 421 and encodes 101 amino acids. The transcript is spliced from 4 exons. The record is from RefSeq and is a predicted model, not a curated record. NCBI's taxonomy places the organism in Eukaryota, Metazoa, Mollusca, Bivalvia, Myida, Dreissenidae.